AUGGCGAGCAUAUUAGAAGAAAAACUAAGAGAAGCCUCCUCUCUGGGCGACUCGGAGGUAAUAUCUCAACUCCUGGCGCAAAACGUAGAUGUAAAUUCGCAGAAUCCCGUUAACGGUUGGACCGCGCUGCAUUGGGCGCACAAACGCGGCAAUGACCACGUCAUAAAGCUUCUUACCGAGCACGGCGGGAAUCCGGAGAUCAGAAACUUUAAGGGACAAACUGCGAGCGAAUUGAGAUACAACAGCUCGGAUACCGUUCGAGAGGAUUUAAACGAACUCGGCGUUAAAUUCAUACCGAACUAUUUACGAAAUCCAGCGCUUACUAUAGACUUCGACGUGAAUAAUAGGGUGAAAAAUAAAUCAUCGGAUUUCGCUAGUAUGCCCAUAACACCGUUACCUGCCUCUCAAAGCGAUGAUUUGGUAUUGAGAGUAAGAAUUCAAGGCUCGAGCGAUCCGGACUUUAUAGAAAUAGAGAUGCCUAGAUGGAAACUGAACUACAGCGGUCUGUUGACGACGUGCUGCAGUGAACUGGAAAUCCUGGAAAGCCAGGUGGAAAGGAUCAGAAAAUUGCCGAAUACUAGGUUAAGAAAGGACAGCGACGUUAGAAGAUUAAGGGACUACCAAGCUUUAGAAAUAGUACUUAGAUCUCCUUCGAACGGUGAUAAGUCGGCUAAUUCUUAUCAGAGUAUAUCGACUAAAAAUCAAACUAUUUUGUAUUGA
This is a messenger RNA of Phyllotreta striolata, 720 nucleotides long. The record is from the annotation of a GenBank genome assembly. Lineage: Eukaryota; Metazoa; Arthropoda; Insecta; Coleoptera; Chrysomelidae.